Molecule: messenger RNA, 3227 nt
Organism: Echinops telfairi (small Madagascar hedgehog)
Lineage: Eukaryota; Metazoa; Chordata; Mammalia; Afrosoricida; Tenrecidae
Gene: STX16
Product: syntaxin 16
Exons: 8
Coding region: 1619-2440 (273 amino acids)
Biological process (GO): vesicle-mediated transport; vesicle fusion; intracellular protein transport
Cellular component (GO): endomembrane system; membrane; SNARE complex
Molecular function (GO): SNAP receptor activity; SNARE binding
Source: RefSeq, a predicted model, not a curated record
CUCUCUCUCUCUCUCUCUCUCUCUCUCUCACGCACGCACUGCCAUCUGAGAGGUCCCUGUGGGACAGGGAAGGACCCGCUGUGGGGAGGGACAUGCUAUCCCCACAGUGCAGGGAGCAGGUGCUGUCCCCAGAGGGGCUCCUUUGUUGUGAUUCUUACACAGGAAGUGUUGGGUCAGGCUCUUUGGGCCACCUCUGGGUCUCUUUGGGGUGGAAUCUCGUUUUAUGGGGAUUUGGGAGUUGAAUGUGUGUGUGUAAACAGAAGCGACAGCCCGAGUCAAACUUUCAAACAUGGCCCUUGUGACUCGAUUAAGUGUGGUGGCGGCAGGAAGGUGGGUGUGUGAAAACCCUGGGCUCAGGGUCUCCCUGUGCUCCCCUACAGCCCUACUGGGCAGUGUGUGCAGGACUGGCUGGCCUAGACAGAGGCGUGUGGGCGAGGGGCACUCACCAGAAGCCCAGCCUCCUUCACUGUGCUGUUGGGGAGCAGCCCAGAGCAGUGAGUUGUGCUCUUGUUCUGACCCGCUGGCCUGUGGGCCUCCCGAGUUGUCUUUGCAAAUUCCAAUUCCAUUUCACGGGCCUGUCAGUGUGAUUGGCAACCGGUGGUGGGGGUGGACGGGGCCUCCAGGGCCCCGGCCAGUCGGCUUUCAUCUCCUGUAAAGUGGCUGGGUGGGCAACCUUGGCACACGCUCACAGGGCCCAGUGGUGGGGUGGGGAAGUGCCCCGAGGGUGACAGUGGAGCCGUCCCAGGGGCUGUGGCCCCUCGGUGGGUUACUGUGGGGGGCGCAGUUCCUGAGCAAUAUCUCCAGUGCAGAGGGGUCAAUGCAAGAGACCAACUUGCUUCUGGGAACUGGGCAGUGGCUGCCACAUCAGGACUUAGACAUGGGGGCUGAGAACUGCCCUGUCAUGGUUUCCUUCUGUGAUGUUGUUAAAAGCAAGCAAGUCCCCGCUGCUGCAUGAAUGAGAAAGUCCAUGUAGAUGAACGCGCGCCAGUGCGCUCCCCACCCAGGGCGUGUGGGGCCAGCGCUCUGUCACGUGCAGUCCCAUUACCGCCCGAUUGUCCCUCAGACCCUUUGAAAGUGGCCUCUGUAGAUCUCACUCUGGAGGGUCCUCUGGUCCCUGUGUCCCUCUUGGCCUGGACCAGCCAGCGCCUGGGCUUUGCCAGGCUGAACCGGUGGUGCCCCCACCCCCAUCUGGAAAAGCUUUCUAAGGUGAUGUGUGACUCAGGACAAGAGAAUUACUGGUGUCGCCUCAGAAGGAGUGAGAAAAAAGAACGUCCACGGCAGAUUGCACUGGGAGCUGAAGGACGGGGCUUGCUGGGCGAGGGUGGGUCUUCUGCCCACCAUUGUAGGCUGUUGGGCACUUCUCAGCCCGUGGUCCUGGGCCGCAGAGAGCCAGGCUACGUUGACCCAGGAAGCCUCCAUGUUGGGGGUGGCCCUGCAGUUGUGUGGCUUGGUGGUGGGUGGUGGGGCCUUGUGCCGGCCCGUGUCAGCUGCACCUGCUGACAGCUCUUUCCUUUGAAGUUCAUCGUUGGCUCCCACCCCAUGUCCAGAGCCAGGUCUCCAGCCAGACUCACGGUCAGCCCGUGUCCAAGGACGCGAAGUGCAGCUCGCUGACGACCGCAUGGCACUGGUGUCAGGCCUUAGCUUGGACCCAGAAGCGGCCAUUGGUGUGACAAAACGGUUGCCCCCCAAGUGGGUGGAUGGCGUGGACGAAAUACAGUACGACGUCGGCCGGAUCAGACAGAAGAUGAAAGAGUUAGUCAGUCUGCACGACAAGCACCUCAACAGGCCCACCCUGGACGACAGCAGCGAGGAGGAGCACGCCAUUGAGAUCGCCACACAGGAGGUCACACAGCUCUUCCACAGGUGCCAGCGCGCGGUGCAGGCCCUGCCGGGCCGGGCGCGCCAGACCUGCUCGGAGCAGGAAGCCCGGCUCCUCCGCAACGUGGUGGCGGCCCUGGCACAGGCUCUCCAGGAGCUGUCCUCCACCUUCCGGCACGCGCAGUCGGGCUACCUCAAGCGCAUGAAGAACCGUGAGGAAAGGUCCCAGCAUUUCUUUGACACAUCAGUACCGCUCGUGGACAGUGGAGAUGACACUGCACUGUAUGAUCGGGGCUUCACCGACGAGCAGCUGGUGCUGGUGGAGCAGAACACGCUGCUGGUGGAGGAGCGGGAGCACGAGAUCCGCCGGAUCGUGCAGUCCAUCUCGGACCUCAACGAGAUCUUCCGGGACCUGGGGGCCAUGAUCGUGGAGCAGGGCACAGUCCUGGAUAGAAUCGACUACAACGUCGAACAGUCGCACUGCAAAACGGAGGACGGCCUGAAGCAGCUGCACAAGGCGGAGCAGCACCAGAAGAAGAACCGGAAGAUGCUGGUGAUCUUGAUACUGGUGGUCGUCAUCGUCGUCCUCAUCGUCGUCCUCGUCGGCGUGAAGUCUCGCUAGGCGGUGUGCUUCCUGCGGUGGUGCGCGUGCUGAUGGCCGCCUGCCGGCAGAGGCACAGCCCUGCCCAGCCCUGGACUCGGCUCCGUCCAGUGUGCUCGCUGCGCCGCGACUGCGGCGGCCGGCUGACCUUUCUCCCUCCAAGCCCAGACGGGCCAGUCGGACUGCUUCGGGACAGAGGUGGCGGUCCGCGGCCAGUGCUCGCUGUCGGUCUGUUCUCAUGAUUUUCCGGAAGAGUGAGGGGACCUUCCCAGGCCCAGCAGAGGCUGUGACGCGUCCGUCAGGUGUGAGUGAGCGCGCAGAUUCUCCUAACGGCCGUGUCAGCGACACGAGAAAACCAUUUCGAAAGAGGGGUUUUGCUUUGUUUUUAUUUUAAAUCAUCUAUUGUGGUGGGUGUUUUGGGUUUUUUGUUUUUGUUUUUUGUGUGUGUGAGAAAUUUGGUACCAAAAACGUGUGAGGGGGGGCGAAAGUGCCUGCUGGCCCCUCUGUACUUCCCCAGGGAACGAGAGUGGGGAGCGUGUUAGGAGUUUAUAGCCCGUCCCCAGCCCAGAGCGGCUGUUCUCUCACUGCUAAUGAUCAGAGUAACAAAGUGUGGAAGAUAAGAAACCAGCAUUGAGGGUAAUUAGCACGUCUAGACGGGCCCGUUAGGCAGCUUCCUAAGUCUGAAAUCAUCUCGCACAUGGUGUGUUGGGUGGGGGGACGGGGCGUUGUGUGCACCACGUUUCCUACUGUAAACUGAAGUGGCGGCUACAGAAAACCGCCCGCGUCUGCCGGCCGGUGGUAGGAGUGA